AUCCAGACAAGUCAUUGGGCAUGUUGAGCUGUGCCCAUCUAUACAUGAUCCCUCUUCAGUUUUCAUUACACUUGUUGCACAAAAAUUAGACUCGUAUGUACUUUAGUAAAAUUUAAUGACAAGUGAAGAGCAUCCAAUAACUCGAGCUAGAUUCGGCAUAAAGGUAAUAACCUGGCAGGCCGAGGUUCCAGUACAUAUAGCAAGCAGUGGCCAAAACAUGUGGAGCAGGAGCACUUUUCUGGGGAUGAGUACCUUCAAGGGGAUUUUCAGCUUCUGGUUCAGAAUUUGAUGUGCUCUUUGCUCCAACUUUAUUAAUCACUCCGCUUUUCCUCUCGCUCUCUCUCAAACCCAAAACCCAAGUCUAGAUCAUCUCCAUAGACUACAUCUUUUGGUCUGACCGAACCGUAAAGAACUCAUGGAGAGGAACAGUUUUAGCAGCAGCUUGGAAGAUCAUAGUAUUGGCAGUGAAGCGUGCAACAACACUAACAGCAACAAGAAACUCAGAGAUUCAUGGAACCUUAGCAGCUGCCAAAGCUUUGGAGAAGAUUAUCUUGAUAGUCUUUCAUGGCCUCCAAGAUCGUACACGUGUAGCUUCUGCAGAAGGGAAUUUAAAUCUCCUCAAGCUCUUGGCGGUCACAUGAAUGUUCAUAGGAGAGAUAGAGCCAGGUUAAGAAGGUCACCUCCAAGGGACGCUCAGUGUCCUGUUCCGAACCUUAGCCCUAACCCUAGUUUAUGUCCUCCAUUCACUCGCACAUUACCAUCCUUGGUGUCUCCUCCUCUUUCUGCACUAUCUACACCACCUUUAGCUUCUGAAGUCAAGAAAUGGACCAUUGAUGGUACCAUUCUUGACCCUUCAAGCUCUGAACUUUCUGAUUUAACAACAACCGGAACCAGAAAAUCCUUCUUCACAACUGAAAACUUUGGUGGUUUCACGCAACAAGAUGGAUUCAAGAUCUGGAAGAAGGCUGAGAUUGUGAGGUUAGAUUUGGAGAUUGGUCUUGUUCGUGACUCCAAGGAUGAAUUGGAUUUGGAACUUCGACUGGGAUCUCUUAAUUAGGUGAUCAACUUGUGCAGCCUUGUCAACACAAAUUAACACGUUUGAUCUUGGAAGCUUGCAAUUGGCUUGUUGCACCAGUUUGCGAUCAUGUAUUAUAAGAUGCAUUAUGUUUAGUAGCUAAUCCAGAAGUUUUCUUGAAGAAGUUCAGAAGAUGUUAGAUUCCAAAGCAAAUUAAUAUUCUCCCUGAUCUAGAAACGCAUUUUCCUGCUACUUUUCACAUGUUAUUUUCUGUUAUCAAGUUCCUUUUUUCUCUUAAUCAUGAUUCUUAUUAUGUUAUCUAGAUUUUCUGUCAGCAUAUUGUAUGGUUUAAGCUAGUGUAACUUUUUGUCUUAGUAGCCAUUAGCCAU
This is a messenger RNA of Populus euphratica (Euphrates poplar), 1404 nucleotides long. RefSeq names its product transcriptional regulator SUPERMAN. The record is from RefSeq and is a predicted model, not a curated record. The transcript has 2 exons. NCBI's taxonomy places the organism in Eukaryota, Viridiplantae, Streptophyta, Magnoliopsida, Malpighiales, Salicaceae. Bases 416 to 1057 code for a protein of 213 amino acids.